Oncorhynchus nerka (sockeye salmon) is the source of this 1758-nucleotide messenger RNA. RefSeq names its product tripartite motif-containing protein 16-like. The transcript is spliced from 6 exons. Gene Ontology annotation, molecular function: protein binding; zinc ion binding. The record is from RefSeq and is a predicted model, not a curated record. Lineage: Eukaryota; Metazoa; Chordata; Actinopteri; Salmoniformes; Salmonidae. Bases 63 to 1718 code for a protein of 551 amino acids.
GGAAACGAAACUGAUCGGAGUCUCUCUGUCGUCUGUCUGUGUGACAGUGAACAACCGUUCAAAUGGCUCAACAGGGAGUUCUGCUGGACCAGGACCAGUUCUGUUGUUCUGUCUGUCUGGAUCUACUGAAGGAGCCGGUGGCUAUUCCCUGUGGACACAGUUACUGUAGGAGCUGUAUUGAGGGCUGCUGGGAUCAGGAUGUCCUGAAAGGGGUCUAUAGCUGUCCUCAGUGCAGAGAGACCUUCACUCCAAGGCCUAAUCUGAGGAAAAAUAACAUGUUGGCUGAGGUGGUGGAGAAACUGAGGAAGACAGGACUCCAGGCUGCUCCCCCUCCUGCUCUGUGCUAUGCUGGACCUGGAGAUGUGGCGUGUGAUGUCUGCACUGGGACCAGAAAGCAGAAAGCCCUCAUGUCCUGUCUGGUGUGUCUGGCCUCUUACUGUGAGACUCACCUGCAACCUCACUAUGAAUCUCCUGCUUUGAAGAAGCACAAGCUGGUCAAAGCCACGGCACAACUACAGGAUAAGAUCUGCUCUCAUCAUGACAAACUGCUGGAGGUUUACUGUCGUACCGAUCAGCAGUGUAUCUGUUAUCUGUGUGUGAUGGAUGAACAUAAAGGCCAUGAUACAGUGUCAGCUGCAGCAGAGAGGACUGAGAAACAGAGGCAGCUGGGGAUGAGUCAGCAGAAGGUCCAGCAGAGAUUCCAGGAGAGAGAGAAGGAGCUGAAGGAGCUCCAACAGGCUGUGGAGUCUUUCAAGCGCUCUGCACAGUCAGCAGUGGAGGACAGUGAUCAGAUCUUUACUGAGCUGAUCCGCUCCAUUGAGAGAAGGAGCUCUGAGGUGAAGGAGCUGAUCAGAGCCCAAGAGGAGGCUCAAGUGAGUCAAGCUGAAGGACUCCUGGAGCAACUGAAGCAGGAGAUAGCUGAGCUGAGGAAGAGAAGCACUGAGCUGGAGCAGCUCUCACACACAGAGGAUCACAUCCAUUUCCUCCAGAGUUAUCAGUCUCUCUCCAGUAUCAGUGUAUCUUCAGACUUACCCAGCAUCGUUGUCCGUCCUCUUCAGUACUUUGGAGAUGUGAGUAAGACUGUGUCUGAACUGAGAGAGAAACUAGAAGACUUCCUUAAAGGAGAAUGGACCAAGAUCUCCACUACAGUGAAUAUAGUGGAUGUUGUACUGCCUCCAGAGCCCAAGACCAGAGAACAGUUGUUACAAUAUUCCUGUCAGCUCACACUGGACCCAAACACAGCACACACACACCUCUCUCUGUCUGAAGGGAACAGAAAGGUGACCUAUACAGGCCAAGUCCAACCAUAUCCUGACCAUCCAGACAGAUUCACCAACUACUACCAGGUUCUGUGUAGAGAGGGUCUGUCUGGACGCUGUUACUGGGAGGUGGAGAGGACUGGUGUUGUUUAUACAGCAGUCUCAUAUAAAGACAUCAGCAGAACAGAGACAGAUAGUAGAUUUGGAGACAAUAACAAGUCCUGGAGUUUAAAGUACUAUAGUGGUGGUUAUUGGUUCAGACACAAUAAUGUUGAGACUAAAGUAUCAGGCCCUCAGUCCUCCAGAGUAGGAGUGUACCUGGAUCACAAGGCAGGUACUCUGUCCUUCUACAGUGUCUCUGACACAAUGACCCUCCUCCACAGAGUCCAGACCACAUUCACUCAGCCCCUCUAUCCUGGGUUUGGUCUCUCUGGUUCUGCUGAGCUGGUUAAACUGUAAACUGAUUAGUUAUUAAUUAAAAUUCAAUCCAAUGUUUUAA